This is a messenger RNA of Diospyros lotus (date-plum), 4188 nucleotides long. Its product is annotated as protein TORNADO 1. Lineage: Eukaryota; Viridiplantae; Streptophyta; Magnoliopsida; Ericales; Ebenaceae. The transcript has 2 exons. Bases 1 to 4188 code for a protein of 1395 amino acids. Gene Ontology annotation, molecular function: protein binding. The record is from RefSeq and is a predicted model, not a curated record.
AUGUCGGAAAACCACAGCUUUAGAGAUGAUCUCCAAUGGGUUCUGAAUGCAAUUGAAUCGGAAGAAGGCCUCCUCAACCUUCACAGCAUCUCCUUCUGUCUGUCUCAGCCAACUUCAGGCUGCCACCAGGAAACCGAGGAUUCCAUGCGCAUAGACAUCUCCAAGAAGGACAAUCAUUCAAUCCUGUCGCACUUUCUAGUGGCCUUGGGAUCAUCCAAAGCCAAGAACAUCAAAUCUUCCCUGAGGAGCGUGGAGUUUCACGAGGUUAAGUGGGAGCUGCGGCAGCUGCAGAAUCUUGGUGUUCUGCUGGACGAUCAGGCAAACAACAUCAAGCAGCUUGUUUUCAGGAGAAAUGGGUUCAACAAGGAAUGCUUGCUGGAGCUAUCAGAGAUGGUGAAGAGGAAUGGGGUGGUGAAAGAGAUGUUGAUCUCGGAGUCGGGAAUAGGGUCGGUUGGAGCUGGCUUGCUUGCUUCGGCUCUCAUGGUGAACAACAGCUUGGAAGAGCUGCAGAUAUGGGAGGACUCGAUUGGGUCCAAGGGAGCAGAGGAGAUGUCGAGGAUGAUUGAAGUGAAUACAGCAUUGAAGUUGCUGACAAUUAUGGAUGAUUCGAGUUCCAUAGCUGCAACCCCACUAGUGUCUGCAGUUUUGGCAAGGAACAGGACCAUGGAAGUGAAUGUUUGGAGCGGAAAGAGCUCCAAAGUAGUUGAGUUUGUGCCUGAGAAGAGCACUCUCCGGGUGUACCAGCAGCUUGAUGUGGCAGGGUCAUGCAGAGUUGCCUGUGCUCUGGGGCUGAAUACGACUGUGAAGUCGCUGGACAUGACUGGGGUUCGACUGAAAUCGCGGUGGGCUAAAGAGUUUCGAUGGGCUUUGGAACAGAACCGCACCCUGAAAGAGGUGGAUCUGUCGAGAACCUGUUUGAAAGACAAGGCGGUUGUGUAUGUUGCCGCAGGACUCUUCAAGAACCAGAGCCUGGAAAGCCUGUACCUCCAUGGAAACUGGUUCGGUGGGAUUGGCGUAGAGCAUUUGCUCUGCCCCUUGAGCAGGUUCUCCAGCCUGCAAAUGCAGGCAAACUCAACACUCAAGUCAGUGACUUUUGGUGGGGGAAGGACUAAGAUAGGAAGAGAUGGGCUUGCAGCCAUCAUUCGGAUGCUGUCCACGAAUCAAAGCGUGGCAAAGUUGGGCAUUCUGGACGAUGAAAGUUUAAGGCCGGAUGACUUUGUCAAAAUUUUCAGGAGCCUGGAGAGGAAUGCCAGCUUAAGGAGCUUGUCUUUGCAGGGCUGCAAGGGAGUGGAUGGUGAGUUGGUGCUUGGGGCCAUAAUGGAGACAGUGCAGCUCAAUCCUUGGCUUGAGGAACUGGAUCUAACAAGAACGCCGCUCCAGAAUUCAGGGAAGACCCAAGGGGUUUAUCAGAAGCUGGGUCAGAAUGCGAGGGCAGAGCCUGAACCCGAAAUAGGUACAGAAACAGAUUUUCUCAAGGACAUGGCAAUGGUGGAGCCCAAGAGCUGCCGAGUCUUCUUCUGUGGCCAAGAAUUUGCAGGUAAAACUACAUUGUGCAAUUCCAUAGCCCAGAAUUUCUCUUCUUCAAAGCUACCACCCUACAUGGAUCAAGUAAGAGCUUUAGUGAGCCCGGUUGAGCAGGCUGCUGCUGCUGCUAGAACAGGAGGAAUGAAAAUCAAGACCCUGAAGGACAAAGACGGAACAAAGAUCUCGAUAUGGAACCUUGCCGGGCAGCAUGAGUUGUAUUCCCUCCACGAUCUCAUGUUCCCAGGGCAAGGCAGUGCAUCGCUGUUCCUGAUCAUAUCCAGUUUAUUCAGAAAACCCAACAACAGAGAACCCAAAGCCCCAGCUGAAAUCGAACAUGACCUCCAAUAUUGGCUUAGGUUCAUAGUUUCCAAUUCAAGAAGAUCAGUCCAACAGUGCAUGCUACCAAACGUAACUGUAGUGCUCACUCACGCCGACAAAAUCAACCAAACAUCGCAGAACCUGGAGGCUGCCGUGAAUUCAAUCCAGAAAUUAAAAGACAAAUUCCAUGGCUUUGUUGAGUUCUACCCAACAGUGUUCACAGUUGAUGCAAGAUCAUCAGCAUCGGCGACCAAGCUUUCCCAUCACCUCCGAAAGACGAGCAAGUCAGUGCUCCAAAGAGUUCCCAGGGUGUACGAGAUUUGCAAUGAUCUGAUACAGAUUCUUUCGGAUUGGAGAUCAGAGAAGUACAACAAGCCAGCAAUGAGGUGGAGUGAGUUUGGUGAACUAUGCCAGGUUAGAGUCCCAGCUUUACGAAUUCGCUCAAGGAACAGCAACAAGCACAAGGUGGAGAUGAGGAGGCGAGCAAUUGCUAAUUGCCUCCAUCAUGUAGGCGAGGUGAUAUACUUUGAGGAACUAGGCUUUCUGAUCUUGGAUUGCGAGUGGUUUUGCAGCGAGGUGCUCGGCCAGCUAGCGAGACUAGAUGCUCGAAAGCAAAGCUCGGCAGAGAACAAUGGGUUUAUAAGCAGACCAGAACUAGAGAAGAUCCUCAAAGCAAACCUGCAGAGUCCAAUACCUGGAAUGGGUUCAAAGGUUUAUGAGAACUUGGACGCCGGCGAUCUGGUGAGAAUGAUGCUCAAACUGGAACUGUGUUACGAGCAAAGUCCUCAGGACCCAAAUUCGCCACUGCUAAUCCCCUCCCUUCUGGUAGACGGUAGGGGGAGGCCACAGAGAUGGCAGAUCAGCUCACCGGACUGUGUCUAUGCUGGGCGACAUCUUGAGUGCCAUGAUUCAAGCCAAACGUUCCUCACACCAGGCUUCUUUCCCCGCUUACAGGUGCAUCUCCACAACAGGAUCAUGGCGUUAAAGAACCAACACGGGGCAACUUACGGUCUUGAGAAGCACCUUAUCUCAAUCCACAUCAAUGGCAUCCAUGUGAGAGUUGAGCUUGGGGGGCAGCUGGGUUACUACAUCGACGUGCUUGCUUGCUCCACGCAUAAUUUGACAGAAACCCUUCGACUCCUCCAGCAACUCAUCAUAAUCCCGACGAUACAAAGUCUCUGCAGCGGUGUCAUGUUGACAGAGAGCAUCCUAAGGCCGGAAUGUAUCAGAAAUCUAACACCUCCAAGAUACAGAAAGACACAAUUUGUGGGGCUGCAACAGCUAAAAGAGGCACUACUCUCGGUUCCUGCAGACGGCAUAUACGAUUAUCAGCACACAUGGGAUUCAGUCUCGGACUCUGGCAGGCCUAUUCUGACAGCAGGGUUCGAUUUUACCAGAGACCUCCUGUCGGAUGAUGACUUGAGAGAAGUACUGCAUCGAAGAUAUCAUGAUUUGUACAACCUGGCUAUGGAAUUGCAAGUCCCCCCAGAAAAUAACCCCAAUGAAGUGGACAACACACAGUCUGCUACUGGUGAAGGACAAGUCGAGCCAUCGUUCGGAGGAAUUGCAAAGGGGGUUGAAGAAGUUUUGAAGAGGCUUAAGAUCAUUGAACAAGAAAUCAGGGACCUGAAGCAAGAGAUUCAGGGGUUGAGGUACUACGAACACAGACUCCUAAUCGAGCUUCAUCGCAAGAUCGACUACCUUGUCAACUACAAUGUCCAAAUCGAAGAAAGGAAGGUCCCCAACAUGUUCUAUUUUGUCAGAACAGAGAACUACUCGAGAAGACUGGUCACGAGCAUGAUCUCCGGCAUGACUGCAGUGCGGCUGCACAUGUUAUGUGAAUUCCGGCAAGAAAUGCAUGUGGUAGAGGAUCAGCUAGGCUGCGAAAUGAUGCAGGUUGACAACACCACAGUAAAGUGCUUGGCUCCAUACACCAAGAAAUUCAUGACACUAUUGACAUUUGCUCUCAAGAUAGGAGCUCAUUUGGCAGUUGGAAUGGGGGAAAUGAUACCGGAUUUGGGCAGGGAAGUUGCUCGCCUGGCCGACUCUUCGCUUCUAUAUGGCGCAGGCGCAGUUGCAGCAGGGGCUAUCGGGGCUGCAUCUGUUGGGCGCGCAGUGGGAAGCAGUAGGAGCAGGGGGGGUUCAAGGGACAUUCGACAGGAUCAACAAGCAGCUCAGCAAUGGGUUGUUGAUUUCUUAAGGAGCCGGGGGUGUUCCUCAGGGAAAGACAUAGCCGAGAAGUUUGGGUUGUGGAGAGUGAGGUACAGAGACAGUGGCCAGAUUGCCUGGAUCUGUAGGAGGCACAUGUACACCAGGGCAAAUGAAGUUUUUGAGGUGCCAAUCUGA